GGGUCACCUCUUCCGCGUCUCGCUCCGGGAUGCGCCCUGCCGCUGGGCUCCUUCCCGGGCUGCGGCCUCUCCCGCCUGCCCCGCCCUGCUCAGCCGCAGCCUUCAUAGGAACCGCUCUCCCCCCCCCCCCCCCCUGGCUGGAGCCUGUGCAGAUGAGCCUGGAGAAGAACGAGCGGCUUUGCCCGCCGGCGCAGGCUGCUGCGGAGGAGGAGGAGGAGGAGGAGCCCCAAGCGGCUGAGCCGAGCUGCGCCGCAGAAAGGCAGGUUUGCACAAGCGCCGGAGUCAGCGCCCUGACAGCCCGCACCAAGCGCUUCCGCCUCAGCAGCACCAGCCCGGAAGCCGCCUGCCGCCCAGGCCCUGGGAUGUUGCAGUCCAAAGCCAGGAAAGCAGCCAGCCCUUCGUGUACCACAGACGAAAAGCUCAAAAAGAGUGUGUUUUCUCUGCGGCUGACUAGAAAUAAAAAAGAGAAACAUGUUCCCCAUGACAGAACCGCUUUGUCAAGUGCCAGCCACAAAGGAAAGCCUACCUCAGUGGCCAAAGAAGAUGGUGCACGUCAUAAGGAGAGGCCUCAAAUAGGCAUUCCACCAGCACUUCAACCCAACCAAGAGAAUUACAGCAAGGGUGAAGUAAAACCGUCAGCCAUCUCUUCACCUGCCGGAUCCUCUGUAGACUAUGAGGAGGACAUGUACCGAGAUGCGGAAGAAAUAGAGAGAGAGAAAGAGUUGCUUGUGUUUGGGACAGGCACUUCAGUUUCCACAGAAAAUAAACUAAGUGUUGCACCAGAAGUAGAUAUCAUGGAUUAUUGCCAGAAGGAAUGGAGAGGAAGCACUUCUAGUGCCAAGCGUAUGAGAAAGGGCUAUGAAGCAGUUUCACAAAGGUUCAUUUCCAUCAGGAGAGUGCGAGGGGACAACUACUGUGCAGUCAGGGCGACACUGUUUCAAGCCCUCAGCCAAACACUCCAGCUUCCUGGCUGGCUCCAGAGCAAGGACCUGAUGCUGCUACCAGAAAAGUUGAUGGCCAAAUACGACUGGAUCUCGGAGUGGCAAAAACUAACUGGGAAGGCAGAAAACUGGACUGACGAAAUCAAAGAAUGUUUACUGUUGCUGAAGCAGAAGUGGGAAAGCAUAAGUGAAAUGAAGACCCUUGUGGAGAGGCAAGCUGCUUGCGAUGAGCUUUUCAGAGGCGAAGAGGACGAAUACAACCUGUACGAAGCAGUGAAGUUCCUCAUGCUCAACACGGCCAUCAAGUUAUACGAAGACAACAAGAAGGGGCUGGAGGUGCCGGAAUUCUCCUGGCUUCUCUUUGCUCGGGACACGUCCAGCGACCCUUUUCAGCUCAUGAAAAACCACUUGAACCAGCUUGGGCACACAGGAGGCCUCGAGCAAGUGGAGAUGUUCCUCCUGGCCCACGCUCUGCAGCUUUCCAUCCAUGUUUAUCGCCUGUACAAGCACGGCACAGACGAGUUCCUCGCUCUCUACCCCAGUCCCCCCGUAGCAGACUGGCCCGUGGUGACCCUGAUCACCGAAGAUGACAGACAUUACAAUAUCCCUGUCAGAGUGUGUGAAGAGACAAGUUUGUAAAAUGACUUUUGUGAAUAAACAAUGACCAGGCA
Molecule: messenger RNA, 1612 nt
Organism: Heteronotia binoei (common prickly gecko)
Lineage: Eukaryota; Metazoa; Chordata; Lepidosauria; Squamata; Gekkonidae
Gene: OTULIN
Product: OTU deubiquitinase with linear linkage specificity
Exons: 8
Coding region: 30-1580 (516 amino acids)
Biological process (GO): protein linear deubiquitination
Molecular function (GO): cysteine-type deubiquitinase activity
Source: RefSeq, a predicted model, not a curated record